Macrosteles quadrilineatus (aster leafhopper) is the source of this 3829-nucleotide messenger RNA. RefSeq names its product isoleucine--tRNA ligase, cytoplasmic (gene IleRS). The transcript is spliced from 24 exons. The coding region runs from base 89 to 3799 and encodes 1236 amino acids. Gene Ontology annotation, biological process: isoleucyl-tRNA aminoacylation. Gene Ontology annotation, molecular function: ATP binding; tRNA binding; aminoacyl-tRNA deacylase activity. The record is from RefSeq and is a predicted model, not a curated record. Lineage: Eukaryota; Metazoa; Arthropoda; Insecta; Hemiptera; Cicadellidae.
UCUUCCUUUCUUGUAACUAGCCGAUUUGUUACAAAUAUUGUAGUUUGAAAAACUCGAUUGGGAGGGAGUUCCCUGUUGUUAGUUCGAAAUGGUUCAAGCUGUUCCUGAAACGAUAGACUUCCCCAAAGAAGAGGAAAAUAUCUUACAACUUUGGAAAAAUUUAGAUGCAUUUAGAGAAUGUCUGAAACAAUCAAAGGGGAAACCAAGAUAUUCAUUCUAUGAUGGACCUCCAUUUGCUACGGGGCUCCCUCAUUAUGGACACAUCCUUGCUGGAGCCAUCAAAGAUGUUGUUACGAGAUAUGCUCAUCAAAGUGGGUUCCAUGUGGAGAGAAGGUUUGGAUGGGACUGUCAUGGUCUGCCUGUUGAAUUUGAAAUUGAUAAAAAUCUCGGCAUUAAAGGACCAGCAGAUGUGGCCAAAAUGGGAAUUGCAGCUUACAACAAUGAAUGUCGGAAGAUAGUCAUGAGAUAUGCUUCAGAGUGGGAAACAAUUGUUACAAGGAUCGGGCGAUGGAUUGAUUUCCAGAAUGACUACAAGACGCUGUAUCCUUCGUUCAUGGAGAGCGUGUGGUGGGUGUUUUCUGAGCUGUGGAACAAGGGCCUGGUCUACCGAGGAGUCAAGGUCAUGCCUUACUCAACUGCUUGCAACACUCCUCUGUCUAACUUUGAGUCGGGGCAGAACUACAAAGAAGUCGUCGACCCAGCAGUGGUGGUAAGUUUUCCACUGGUGGAUGACCCUGAUACGGCCAUCAUAGCUUGGACAACCACACCAUGGACUCUGCCGAGCAACUUGGCGCUCUGUGUCAACCCUGAUCUUACCUACGUCAAAGUCAGAGAUUUUUCGACCAACAAGGUGUACAUAAUGAUGGAGGCUAGGUUGCAGACACUUUUUAAAAAGGAAGAUGAAUACAAAAUCCUUCAAAAGUUUUUAGGAAAAACACUUGCUGGAAAGAAAUACAAGCCGAUAUUUCCCUACUAUGCUCAUCUAAAGCAAGCGUUCCGUGUGUUAUGCGACGGCUACGUCACCGAGGAGAGUGGUACUGGUAUCGUCCACCAGGCUCCCUACUUUGGCGAGGACGACUACAGAGUGUGCCUGGCUAACGGAGUGAUCACUCGUGACCAAGAGAUUAUAUGUCCUGUGGAUGAAAGUGGUUGCUUCACUCUGCCUGUGACAGACUUCAACGGUCUCUACGUCAAGGAAGCAGACAAGGAGAUUAUCAAAAAGCUGAAGGCAGAUGACCGUCUUGUGAACGCUGGCUCGGUGAAGCACAGUUACCCGUUCUGUUGGAGAUCUGAGACUCCUCUCAUCUACAAGGCUGUGCCUUCCUGGUUCAUCCGAGUGGAGCAAAUGAGUGAACAUCUGAUUAAGGCUAACUCUGACACUUAUUGGGUGCCAGACUUUGUGAAGGAGAAGAGGUUUGGUAACUGGUUGCGAGAGGCGCGUGACUGGGCAGUGAGUCGCAACCGCUACUGGGGCACUCCGAUACCUCUGUGGGCCUCGGAGGACUGGCAGGAAGUGGUGUGUGUGUCGUCCAUAGCUCAACUGCAACAGCUGACUGGCCAACCUGUGGCCGACCUGCACCGAGACAGCAUUGAUCACCUGACCAUUCCCUCGGUGCGACCUGGUCAGCCUCCUCUUCGUAGAGUUCCGGAGGUGUUUGACUGCUGGUUUGAGAGCGGCUCUAUGCCUUACGCUCAGCUACAUUAUCCUUUUGAGAACAAGAAAGACUUUGACGACCGAUUCCCCGCCGACUUCAUCGCCGAGGGCAUCGACCAAACUCGAGGAUGGUUCUACACCCUUUUGGUUAUAUCAACAGCUUUGUUCAAGAAAGCUCCUUUCAAGAAUCUCAUUGCCAACGGUUUGGUGUUGGCUUCUGAUGGUCAGAAAAUGUCCAAGAGGAAGAAGAACUAUCCUGAUCCUAUGGAGAUAGUCCACAAGUACGGUGCGGACGCAUUGAGGUUGUACCUGGUCAACUCACCCGUGGUACGAGCGGAGAACCUCAGGUUUAAGGAGGAAGGAGUCAGAGACAUCCUUAAGGACGUGUUCCUGCCGUGGUACAACGCUUAUAGAUUCCUCAUACAGAACAUACAGCGCAUCAAUCAGGAGGAAUCAAUAACGUUCUCGUUCAACGAGGAGAGUGCAACUUCCACCAACAUCAUGGACCGAUGGAUUUUGUCCUUCACACAGUCACUACUAGCCUUCAUACGCCGUGAGAUGGGAGCAUACAGGCUGUACACUGUGGUGCCGCGGCUGGUGCAGUUCAUUGACAAUCUGACCAACUGGUACGUGCGCAUGAACCGACGUCGGCUCAAGGGGGAGGGAGGAGUGUCGGACUGUCAGCAAGCCCUAGCCACUCUGUCUACUGUACUGUUCACCAUGGUGAGGGUGAUGGCUCCCUACACUCCGUUCCUCACAGAGCUCAUGUACCAGAACUUGCGACAGCUCACCCAUCGCCAGGAGAAGAGUGUACACUUCGUCAUGAUGCCUCAGCCCAGGACAUCUCUGAUUGACGAAGACAUUGAGAGGGCUGUGUCUCGUAUGCAGAGCGUGAUUGAAUUGGGAAGGAAGAUUCGGGACAGAAAAACCUUGCCCAUCAAGUACCCAUUGCCGGAGGUGGUUGUGAUAGUGAACAGUGAGACGCAAGUGUCCGAGGUGUUGCGGCUGCAGCAGUACAUCACUGAGGAGCUGAACGUGCGUAAGGUGACUGUGACGGCCGACAAGCAGACCUACGGAGUGUCCUUGCGUGCGGAGCCGGACCACAAGACACUGGGCGCACGGCUCAAACAGGCCUUCAAACCUGUCAUGGCAGCGAUAAAGGAGCUGACCAAUGAGCAACUGCAGGAGUUCCAGCAGACACAACAGUUGGAAGUUCUAGGACAAAAGAUUGACCCCAGCGAACUCCGACUCUUCUUCAGCUUCACUGGACCUGGGGCCGACCUGUUGGCUCAGAAGUAUGAGGCAACUUCUGAUAACGAUGUUUUGGUGCUUCUAGAUGUGACACCAGACCAAGAGCUUCAGGCGGAGGGUUUGGCUCGAGAGUUUGUCAAUAGAGUACAAAAGCUGAGGAAGAAGGCUCAUCUGGUACCAACAGACCAGGUGACAGUGUACUAUGAUACUGAGGGAGAGUUGGCAGACAUUGCUGUCAAGUACCACCAGUUUAUAGAGACGGCCACUCGCACACCCUUCAAACCAAUGGCUCAGCUGCAAGGCAAAGUGAUGGAGCAGGAGGUUCAACAGGUGAAGGGAUCUAAACUCACCCUAAAACUAACAGACCACAAGGAAGGUCAGGCAACCAAACCUUCCAUAACACCAGCUUGCAGGUAUGUGAGGGUUGUCUUGCAAGGUCUGGAGCCCAGUAAUGGAGUCAGUGGCUCUAUCGGCUACAUACUACUGGAGAACCCUGCUGGAGAAAACCUCCUGACGUUACAGCAGCUGGAGAAAGAGGUGAGAGUGUUGUUUGGACUGCAGUGUCGUAGUAAGGUGUUCCUUUACACUGAGGAAGGUAAACUCCUCUCUCAAGACAUCAUGUCCAAACUGCACCAGACCUCGGUGUUUGUCACUGGUAAACCAACCGAGACUAAACUCUCGUCACAGCCUAGAAAUGGCCCGGACUGCAGGUUUGUCAAUGUCCAGUGGAAGGACAAGCAAGGUGUCCUGUUCCUAGAGAACCCUGUAGGUGACGGUCUGCCACAGGACCAGGACCUAGCCUCUCUACAGGACCUGGCCCGUAGGCUGUUCCAUCUGGAAGGCAAAGCAGUGACUGUCUCCAAGCCUGAUAAUGGGGUUGUUACUGUCACAUAGUAUUAUGGGAAAUAUACUCAUUGUAAAUAA